This is a messenger RNA of Misgurnus anguillicaudatus (oriental weatherfish), 1328 nucleotides long. RefSeq names its product hydroxyacid oxidase 2 (long chain) (gene hao2). Gene Ontology annotation, molecular function: (S)-2-hydroxy-acid oxidase activity; FMN binding. Gene Ontology annotation, cellular component: peroxisomal matrix. The record is from RefSeq and is a predicted model, not a curated record. Gene Ontology annotation, biological process: fatty acid alpha-oxidation. NCBI's taxonomy places the organism in Eukaryota, Metazoa, Chordata, Actinopteri, Cypriniformes, Cobitidae.
CAGACAUGAGUAUGGUCUGUCUCGCAGAUUUUGAGGAGUAUGCCAAACAGCAUCUCUCUAAAUCUACAUGGGAAUAUUAUGCGGCUGGAGCUGAUGAGUGUCACACUAGAGAUGACAAUCUGUUGGCUUACAAACGGAUCCGCUUGAGGCCACGGAUUUUACGGGACGUGUCGGUCAGUGACACGAGGACCACAGUGCUCGGAAGGGAGAUAAACUUCCCUGUGGGAAUUGCACCCACCGCUUUUCACUGUCUUGCGUGGUAUGAGGGAGAAUUAGCCACUGCCAGAGCCACUGAAGCGGUGAACACCUGCUACAUAACAAGCACAUACUCCACAUGCUCGGUGGAGGAGAUCUGCGCCGCGGCACCCAACGGGUACCGCUGGUUUCAGCUGUACUUAUACAGAGACCGUGCGCUGUCGGAGCAGAUUGUGCGGCGAGUGGAAGGGCUCGGGUACAAGGCCUUGGUGCUCACAGUGGAUGUGCCCUAUACUGGUAAACGUCGCAAUGACAUCCGCAACCAAUUUAAACUCCCACCUCAUCUGAAGGUCAAAAACUUUGAGGGGAUGUUCCAGAUGCACGAAGGCUCCCACGAGGAAUACGGGAUUCCGGCCAACACAUUAGACCCGUCCAUCAGCUGGGAGGAUGUGACCUGGCUCCAGUCUCUAACAAAGCUCCCUAUAAUAAUCAAGGGCAUCCUUACAAGAGAAGAUGCAGAGCUGGCUGUGAAACAUGGGGUCCACGGCAUAAUUGUGUCGAAUCAUGGAGGCCGACAACUUGAUGGAGGGCCUGCAACGAUAGAUUGUUUGCCUGAGAUAGUGGAGGCAGUGCAGGGCCGUGUCGAGGUCUACAUGGACGGGGGUAUCCGCACAGGCAGCGAUGUGCUGAAGGCCGUGGCCUUGGGAGCAAGAUGUGUGUUUAUUGGCAGACCAGCAAUCUGGGGCCUCGCUUACAAGGGGGAAGAAGGAGUGAAAGAGGUCUUGCAGAUGUUACAUGAUGAGUUUCGUUUAUCCAUGGCGUUAUCAGGUUGCAGAAAUGUUGCUGAGAUCAACAGGAGCCUCAUUCAGUUCUCCAGACUUUGAAUAGCAACAAGAACUGUAGUUCAGGCUGCAAAACACUACAAUCUAACAUGUCAUAAUGUAUUCUUAAAGAGAUACGGUAUAUAAACCACUGUAGCUUUUAAGUAAGUCGCAUUUUGCAAAUGUUCACAGUGUAUUGACGGUACUGUAUCACUUACUACCGUGUUUUUUUAAUUCAGCAAGCACUAACUUACUUUGCAAAUUAAACUGAUUAUCUGAUCAAUCUCGAAAUAAAUUUCUAAAUCAUUUGAA